AUGAAAGACAAGAAGUUGAAUGUGAAGAAUCCAUUCGACUUAUUCAAAAAGCCCGGAACUCAAAAGAAUUUUGUUGAUAGAGGAUCUCCUCCCAAGUGUAAAGGAUGUGGAAAGGAGCAUAGGGGUCCGUGUGUUACGGGUGAGGUUAUUUGCUAUAAGUGUGGAAAGUUCGGCCACUACUCCAGGCAGUGUCCUCAGUAUGAAGUGAAGACUAUGACAGUUCAAGCUACUGUUGUUCCUGUCUCAACUGUUCCACCUAUGAUAGAAUGCCAGACAGUUGGUAGAGUGUAUACCAUGGACCGUCAGCAAUCAGAGAAGGCCCCAAACCUUAUAAAAGGUACAAUUUAUAUUGAUAAUAUGGAUAUAGAAGUCUUGUUUGACUCAAGAGCUACACACUUCUGUAUGUCUGAUUUUAUGGCCGUUGGGCUAAAUCUGCAAAUGUACGACAUUUCUCCUCCUAUGAAAGUGGUGACUGCUACUGGAGAGGAGUGUUAUACAUCAGUUUUAUGUAAGGAUGUUGAGUUUAAAUACGAAGGCCGAGGUUACGUGCUGGAUUUUAUCUGUUUGCCUAUG
Molecule: messenger RNA, 573 nt
Organism: Gastrolobium bilobum
Lineage: Eukaryota; Viridiplantae; Streptophyta; Magnoliopsida; Fabales; Fabaceae
Exons: 1
Molecular function (GO): zinc ion binding; nucleic acid binding
Source: RefSeq, a predicted model, not a curated record